CAUUUUUUUUUUAUGAUUAUUAGUCAUUACUAUACUGUUGUUAUUAUAUUUUUUUCUAAACUUUUAAUCCGUACUCACAUUUUAUAAUAAUAACGAUACUAACGAGAUAUGGCCUCCGGGGGGAAAAUAUGAAAGAAAAACUGCCACUUACCGUGCGGUUUCGAGUGCAAUGCGAAAAUCUAAUGAUCCGCGGCAACAAGUUGCCCGGCGGCUUCGACGCUGUUGCCGCGUGUCCGCACGCCGCUCGAAGACGUUGGCUUUUAAUAUUUUUCUCCCCUAAAUACACGUGCAUCGUACACGUGUCCAUUAGUUUUUGCAACCCACUUCAGCCAUUCGAUGACUAUAAGAAAUUUGUCAUGGGUCAUGAUGACGAAAUUUUUAACGUCACCGAUUAUAAUUUGUUCACACUAUAUGUUUGUAUGUUAGUAUCUAUAUAUAUGCGCAUUCUACUCGAGUAUUAUUAUGUUGUUUUUUUAUUCUUUAUUUAGAAUCAAUUGUAGGUACCUAUAUAUACACAUCCAUCGUAUAGGUACACGUUUAUUAUUUAUGUUAAUUUCGGAUGAUGUAACACAAAAUUUACCAGAGUACUCAUUUUAGAUAAUUGAGCCAGUUUAUAAAUAUAAUAUAAAAAUGUGUCUGUUGCGCUCUACGUAUUUAUACGAAAACCGACUUUUUCUCGUGUAUAAAAUAUAGAGAAUAAACCAUAAAUCUCCUGGUCGUCGCGCCCUCCGAAGAUUAAUAGAGUGACAACAUAAAGAGGUCUUGAAAUUCUCUCCCUACUGGCUAUUAGAGUAAUUAAUAACUGGCAGCCAGAAAAAGAGGGUUUAAAAUAUAUACAGGGGGCAUGGGGCAAAUAGCCAAAUAUAUACAAUGUGUACUUAUAUAUGUCUAUGUGUCGAAAAUUGUAUCGAGGUCAUAAAUACGCAAUAGGCUUACGAAAACUCGCAAGUUAAUUUAAUUGCUGACCAAUGUUUGUGGGUUCACAAACCACAGUUCGACUGUUUCAAUAUUAUAUUGGUCUAUGUCAUUACUCAUUAAACAUAAUUGUUUGCUUUUUUUACAGAACGAUAAAGACGAAGAAGACACUAUUUCUAUGACAUCGUUAGAUCCUAAGACUAAAGAAUGGGUCGUCAAAUCAGCAAAAUGUGACUAUCAAGCUUUGGCAAAACUGGCAUCUGAAAAUCCUCGAAUUGCAAAGUUCAAGGACCCUAUCACAAGCUAUACGGCGUUACACUGGGCGGCGAAACACGGCAACAUGGACCUGGUGAAAAUGUUGGCCGGCACGUACACUGCCAACGUCAACGCUAAAACGAAUGGAGGUUACACGCCGUGUCACUUAGCUCUGCAGUUCGGACAUGAAGAGAUCUACAAGAUACUGGUCGAGUCGUACGGAGCCGACCCGAACGUCCGGGACUACAGCGGACGGAAGCCAAGACAGUACCAGACGAACCAGGAUACGAGCCUGUCGGCGGACACUUAUCGCAAACUAAACGCCCGAAAGCACAAACACAUCGAAAAGGACCUAAGAUUUCUGAGGAUUGGGUCCCUGAACGUGCGCGUUAAACGGACCACGGAGGCGUUCAGCAACUUCCUGGGCGUCGGACACAACGCUGAAAAGAUCCACAAGACUUGGGGCUCUGCCGACAACAUACAACAGAACGACGCCAAGAGAAUGCCCCCUCCGAAAAGCGUUGCGAUUAAGAAGAGGAAGUCCAAGCGGCCACAGGACUUUCUGAGAAGGGCCUCGGCCCCGGCCGACCGGUCGCCAGACAAGAGAAAAUCUGCGGAAAUCGUCGUCACUGGCGACUCGGACUCGGACACGGCCUGCGGUUUCGGCACGAAUUGGCAUCAACCGUCGUGACCGUCGUGUCGUGUCGGAAAUCACUGUAUAUUAUACCCGUGUCGGUCGAUGGUGGUAUGCGGCUUUGCUGCUGACUUUCGAGACGCUCUUCUGCUGCGUAGAUAGUCGUUCUCGGGUGAAAUGAAAAUAUAAUAGGUAUAGGUUCAUAUUAUUAUACUCAUUGUCUCAUCCAUAGUCAUCCGCGUCAUAAUAUCAUCACGAUCGACAUUUAACUCGACCCAAGUAUUAUUAGCAAUAUGUAACAAUCAUGUCCACAUGCAUAGUCAAUAUUUACGUGUCACAUAAGGCAUACCUUAACAAUAUGUCUUAUGUGACACAUAAUAUACUUGACUAUGCAUACGGUCUGUCAGUCUGUGUACUAAAUAUAAUCUAAUAUUAUUAUUACUAUACUUAAAUAUUAUAAUUAUUAGUCUAUUGUGAUUUUAUAUGUCCUCGGUCAGAGGACGUUUUAAUUUUUUGUUUUAUAUUUAUUUUUUGUGCGCGAACGCUUAACAUUUUGUUUUACUAUUUAACCUAUUGAGUAUUGUGUAUACCUACUAUAAAUAACUUCAUCAAAUAUUAUGUUGUAUUCAGUUCAGCGGACACUUUACCAAUCGUUUUUUGAGCUACCUACUUACUUUGCUGAUAUGUCAUUAACAAUAUUAUUAAAAGGACCAAAAAGGCGUUUAAUUUUACAUACUGUUUAAUAUAUUAUUAUUGAUAUUUCAACAUUCGAUUGUACUUACAUACUAUUAUUUAUUGUAUUUUGUUUAUAAUUAUUUUAGCAUUAUAGACAGUUAUUGUUACCACGGACUUUGAUAGAUUAUAGCCCGUGUUGUUUCUCAAUAUUAAUACUACAUUUUAUUGACGAUCAGCUUUUUUAAGAUUAAUUGUAGUAAUAAUAGUUAUGUUAUCGGGUUGUUUAAAGUUAAAAAUAUGCUCUCUGUUAUUAAUAUUAUCUAUUUUAUAAUUUUGUUGUUAAGUUCUUUAAAUGUGUACAAGUGUUAAUUUACUUUAGGACGUAACAUUUUCAUCAAUUAUUAUUACACAGUAAAUAUCUACAAUUAUAUUUGAUCA
This is a messenger RNA of Acyrthosiphon pisum (pea aphid), 2917 nucleotides long. It is a transcript of the gene sowah, whose product is annotated as ankyrin repeat domain family member sosondowah. Lineage: Eukaryota; Metazoa; Arthropoda; Insecta; Hemiptera; Aphididae. The transcript has 11 exons. The record is from RefSeq and is a predicted model, not a curated record. Gene Ontology annotation, molecular function: protein binding. Bases 1022 to 1861 code for a protein of 279 amino acids.